Messenger RNA from Tribolium castaneum (red flour beetle), 1051 nucleotides. RefSeq names its product Osiris 7 (gene Osi7). The record is from RefSeq and is a predicted model, not a curated record. The transcript has a single exon. The coding region runs from base 37 to 873 and encodes 278 amino acids. Lineage: Eukaryota; Metazoa; Arthropoda; Insecta; Coleoptera; Tenebrionidae. Gene Ontology annotation, cellular component: membrane.
UACCAUCUUCACGACAUCACACACCGAUAACGCAUCAUGCAGCCAGCAAUCCUGUUGUUGUGUAUCGCGGUCGCUGCCGCUUUGCCGGCCCAAGAAAACGCCAGAAACGCCCUCCAGACCGAAAACGACCUCUUGGACACCAUCUACAACGACUGCCUCCGAAAGGACACCACGUCAUGUCUCAAGUACAAGCUCUUCUCCUUCGUCGACAAGAUGUUGGGACACAAGGAUACCAUCACAGUGACGGAAGGAGUGCAAAUUAUCAAAACAGGAAGUGAUUCGGAUGGAGCUCCAAGAGCUUUAAGCGGAGACGAAACCAUUGAAAGUCUCAUUUGGAACAGGAUUCAAUCUUUCUUGGAAUCACAUACGAUCAAGGUUGAUCUCAAGGGCUCCGAUAUUGUGAAUGCUGUCACUUCGACUGCCCGAUCCUUCAACGAUGUCCUUUCGGAAGAAGAGACUUUGGAAGAAGAAGGACGUGGAAAGAAGAAGAAAGCACAGAAAAUUCUCGGACCUUUGAUGGCAGCGGCCGCCCUUAAAGCUGCAGUCUUGGGGAAGUUGGCUCUUGCUGGUAUUGCCUUAAUCGCUGGUAAAGCACUUCUCAUCGGUAAAAUCGCUUUGGUGUUGUCGGCGAUUAUCGGAUUGAAGAAACUACUUGGACAAGGUGGCAAACAUGUCACUUAUGAAGUGGUUUCGCACCCUCAACAUUCUUCUAGUCACGUCGCAAGCCACGAAACCGUCUAUGGGGGCAGUAGUGGAGGCGGCGGCUAUGGCGGAGACGUUGGAGGCGGUUAUUCUUCUUCGGGACAUGGAGGUUGGGGCAGAUCUUUGGAUGCCCAACAGCUCGCCUACAGAGGACACCCUCAAGCCCAGUAACCGGCCGAGUCGGUCCCGUACCUGCGAAUUCUCAGCGAGCAUCUAGUUCCGUUCUUAUUUAUCUUAUUUAUGUAUUUAUUAGUCUAACGAUGACAAAGACUAAAAUACCAUACUAGAUCUAGAUUAGGAUUAAGUUUUAAGUGUUAUUUUUGUCAAGUCAAUAAAAUUGUAAACACUU